Ectocarpus sp. CCAP 1310/34 is the source of this 2118-nucleotide messenger RNA. The record is from the annotation of a GenBank genome assembly. Lineage: Eukaryota; Phaeophyceae; Ectocarpales; Ectocarpaceae.
AUGAACACCACCUUCGCGCUGCUGCCGGCCGGCCGGUCCCCGGCGACCUACCGCCUAGCGGAGGCGUUGUCGGCAGGCGCCAUUCCCGUCUUCAUCCACCAGGACUUCGUCAAGCCGUUCCCUGGGCAAAUUCCUUGGUCGGAGUUUUCGUUUUCUUUCCCGCCGGAGGAAGCGCCGCGAAUUUUGGAAACCUUGAGAGCUGUGCCUGACAAGAAGCUGGCGCAGAUGCAGGUGACCGCUCUCGAGGUCUUCGACACGUACUUCGGGCCCGGGAUGGGGAAUAUGCUGCACACCGUGCUCGACAUCUUGGAGGACCGGCUACACUUCCGGGCGCGAAGACGGAGUCGGCGGCGAUGACACGACGACGCGUGCCCUAACGUUGUUGUCACCUCUCUUGCCACACCGAUUGUCCUCUUCACUUGCAGCCAUCCCCUGUGCGAGAGUGAGCGAGGUUUUGCUCGGGUUGGCCUUUUGCUCGCGUAUUAUAUGUAAGGGGCGAGAAGGGGCGGUUGGAACAUCGGCUGGGCAAUACAGAGCGAGGAAACUUGUGAACGAGAGACGGCUCCUGGAUGGGUGUCGCGCGUUUCGAUUUCAAUGUCCCUUGGGCUUGUUUUCCCUGUUUUUGUCGAAUCCUGUGCCUGUUGCGUGGAGAGAAUAAUCGAUUCAGAAUGUCAAAAAGAGCUCCCAAACUGCUGUAGUGGAAGACUGUGAAAGGCCCGGCCGCCGUAGAGAGUAGUGGGGUUUGGUCUAGCGGCCGGGGCGGGAUACACGGUGCCCUUCGAUUUAGAGAAAAGGUGCCCGCGAUUUUAGCGCACCGAAGCUCCUUGUAUUAGUAAAUGCCAUAGCACCGCUGCACCCGCGCUUAGCGCGAGACAAGUGGGUACAGGUUUGUGUUUUGGCUUGUUCGUUAGGUCCGCUGGGCUCUUGGAGUCAAGAUACGCCAGCCGUGUAAAAAGCUGUUUGAGCCCGGGGACCGCCACACUGGUCGCUGGGAGGCAGCUAUGGGCUGGUCCUGCUGCCUUCCUUCUAUUUUCGUCUUGCAUGACCGUUGCCCUAGAUGACAUGUUCGUCUCCCGCGUUAACUGCGGAGGGUCUUUUGUAGAUUAUGUUCUAAAAAUAUCAACCAGGAAGCGGAUCUGUAUUGUUCAUACAUUUUAUUGCAUUUUUCCGAAGUUAUUCUUUAUUAUUAUUUUCCUCGAAGUCUGGAAGGUAACUCUCUGGCCAAUCACGAGGGGACGACACCGGUCGCUUCCCUCUCUCCUCCAGAGUCCAAGUUCCCCUUCCAUGUCAGCUGGCAGGCCCUAACAAAGUGGCGUCUCAGUACACCAAGACCCCCAAUGGUACUCCAUGCCAUUGACAUCCACCAACAUCGACGUUUAGUGGGAUGGCAUUCUGUCCCCUUGCCCGUAUCUUCGUGUAUGCUAACCCUUCUUCUGCUCCGUCUUCUUCCCCUUCGCCAGUUUACGGAAUACCAUGUCUACGUCCACCAUGUUAUUCCUAGCAUCUAUCUUAAACGUUACCCGAACCUUCCUUCCAUCUACCCUCUCUCUGUAUUAUUCUGUCCGGUACGUCUCCUCCUGCUACCAUCGUGGUGGCGGCCCCGAUUCUCAACGAAUGCAAGCCAACCUGUCUCGGGUCGCCACCUGCCUUCUACACAAUCUGUCGAAGGGCGCUAAGAGUUUUUGGAGUAUCCCCAAACCUUAACCGUAUUGCUCCUCCUACAGCGAAACGAGCACAGAGGGGCGUCCUCAGGUAAAGCGAGAUGGCACGCCAUCAAUUCCACCAGCAUCGCCACCCCACCGCCACCGGCUCACAAUCUGAGAGCUCGCGCCUCGUGCUAUAUACGCGCACCCGUGUAACGCACGCCCCCGUCUCCGACCGAUCCCCCUUGUGGCCGCGAAACCGAACCCGAACUCCUGUGGCCUUGUGCCAGUGCAACGGGGCGAGCACGUGCUCCCCAUCAAAGAAUUCGACGUCGCUACGCCGCAAACAAUGCACCUGGUGGCAUUGUCCCGACAGCGUGGCAAAAACCUCAUCUGAACGAGCCACCAGGAAAUACGACAACGCCAAACACAGCCACAACACGCGGCCACCUGUACCCCACGCCGCCGUCAACUG